UAAACUAAAGGACCUUUCGCUAUCAACCUACUGCUUCCAAAAUCAAAUAAACAAAAACGAACCCAAAGCGAAACACAAAAAUACUGUAAAAAAGAAAACGUAAAGAGGAGAAAUGGAGAAGCAAACCAGAUCUGAGGUUCUUGUUUUUUCAGCCAUGAAAGAAGAUACGGAAGAAAUUUUCUUCGUAGGAGAAGAAGAAGGAAGUGAUCUGUCUUAUUGGGAAUUCAUCAACUCCUCAGAUUCUGAUGCUGAUGAUGUCCUCUCUCUUUCUGAUGCAUCUUGGCACUCUUCGCUUUCUUCCUCCCCAAAGGACAGUCCAAUUCCUGACCUGAUUCAAGAUUCUGAUGAUAGUCGUCAUCCCCAUGACUAUGAGCCAAUUCACGAUGGGUAUGGUGAGCCAUACAUAGAUUAUCAAGAAAAGGAUGAUGGUGAUGAUUACGAUGAUGUUUAUGAUGAGUAUGAUGAUGAUGGGUAUGAUUUGGACGAUGAGUUGGUGCCGCGCGCAUUGAGUGGAAAAUUUGGAAGGCAAAGGAUGAGGAAAUUAGGGAAGAGGGCUUUUGCCAAGAUGCACACUUCAAAAAAGUCACCAUUUUUGUAUGUCAAGCCUGGGUGUGUUCAUGGCAAGCAUGGGCUCGGAUUGAAGCACAGUUGCUAGAGAGAAUUGGAUGGCAACUUUUGGAGGAAAUGGGCCAUCUUUAAAUGGCAAAAGAAACAAUAGGGUUUGAGAAGUUGGUUGCGAAGUUAUGAUGAACUGAGAUGGAAGGAAACUGUGAUUGUUGUUUGGGGGUUGGUUUCCUACAUAUAAUGAAGGUAUUGGAAAUCCAGAUGGCUAAGUAGUUUGAUUUGUUGUUAAUCUUCUUCUGAAGAGGCUUUUAACUUGCUCAUUUCCUUUAGUAUAUUUUGGGGGCAGAUGCUGUAUUUUAGGGACCUUAUGCGAACAAAUGGCGCUUUGCUUGCUACCAGAGUCUUCGUAGCAACCUUUUGGUUUGUAAUGUAUGGUUAAGUGAAUUGUGGGCUGCAUAGCCUGGAAGGUCCUUUUAAUUUCUCCCUUGGGAGCUGGAGAAAUUGAAAUGUUGAUUGAAACGUUGUAAUGCACUUAAUAUUUCAUUACCAAAAAAGGGGCAGAACUCUAUUUUCUCUA
Molecule: messenger RNA, 1141 nt
Organism: Theobroma umbraticum
Lineage: Eukaryota; Viridiplantae; Streptophyta; Magnoliopsida; Malvales; Malvaceae
Source: RefSeq, a predicted model, not a curated record